AUGAAACACGGGCUUCUGAGGUUGGGUGAGCUUAUGCCAGUGGAACAGCAAAGCGAAGGGCAACGGUCGUUUGUUGAGUACGUCAGCGAUCGGAAACGCAACGUAUUCUCUCAUUGUGACGGAGGGCAGCUGAUGUAUAACUUUCUCGUCGAGGGCAAGGCGUUGCUUUGGAGCGCCCAUCUGGGCGGCUAUGAGGGUAUCCUAAAAGAUUUGAAACCCAAACCAGAUGUGGCCAUUUUGGGAAUCGCCGGCCGGGCAAACCUCAAUGGAAAACCCUUCGAUGGAUCCGCAGCUGAGUUUGCAUUACAGGAGAUACAAUGGCUCGGGAGCCCCUCUCAAGUGAUAUGGUGCUUGCAUGAUGAAAGGCUGACUCUCCAUAGCUGCAUUCCACCAUACAGAAUCGACACCCUGGCUGCCACGGCCGCAGUCGAGAAGGAAACGGCGUCAAAGGUCUUGCAUCUAACACAUGCCGAGGUCUAUAGGUUGGACCUGUAG
Aspergillus oryzae RIB40 is the source of this 495-nucleotide messenger RNA. RefSeq lists its product as uncharacterized. Bases 1 to 495 code for a protein of 164 amino acids. NCBI's taxonomy places the organism in Eukaryota, Fungi, Ascomycota, Eurotiomycetes, Eurotiales, Aspergillaceae. The transcript has 2 exons. The record is from RefSeq and is a predicted model, not a curated record.